CUCUCGGAGAAAAAAUUAUAACCUCAUCAACCUUUCAAAGUCCAAACCUAGUCUCUCUCUCUCUCUCUCUCUCUCACAGGCAUCUCUGUCUUGAAAACCUUUACUAUGAAGAAAUUGUACCGCAGAGGGACCGUCCACCCGUCACCGCCGAUCACCUCCGACGACCUGUCCUUCCUUCCAGCAACGAUCCUAACCCUCACGGCGGUUCUCUCGCCCGAGGACCGAGAAGUGCUGGCCUACCUCCUCUUCUGCUCCAACAGUUCCAUCAACUUUAACGGCCGCCAGAGGAGCACCGCCGCCCAGAGAGGAACCGGCGCCGAUCACCCUCCUCAGUUCAACUGCAACUGUUUCCGGUGCUACAAGAGCUACUGGGUCAGGUGGGACUCGUCGCCGAAUCGCCAAGCGAUACACGAAAUCAUUGAUGCGUUCGAGGCGGAGCUCAUGGCGCAGAGUAAGAAGGGGAAGGGUAGGAAGGAGAGGAGGAAGAGAGGGUGCAACAGCGAGUCGGGUGAGUUGAAGCGGUCGGAGGCGAGUUCCGGGAAGGACGAGUCGGGCGAGUUGGGUGGAGAGAGUAGCAACAGUGGGCAUGAGGGUGGUGGUGGUGAUGGGGAGGAAGGCUUGGAUAGAGGGUCGGUGAGAAAGCUUGUGAGUUUCAUUGGGGAGAGGAUUUGGGGUGUUUGGAGCCAAUGAAUUGGUGGGGGAAAGUGAAGGAAAACCAGAGAGAAGAAAAAAAAAAAAAAAAAGGUGGGUUUUUUGUUUUUCUAUAUAUCAUCUCCCUCUUAAUUUUUGUUUUUUUUUUUUAAUUUUUCUCUUUUGUAUAUUACCACCCUUUUACAAUGUAAAAAUGGGUAGUGUAAUUUUGGAUCAUCGAUCAAGAGCUGGUUUUGUUCGAACAAAGACAUCCAAAUUGAUGUUCCUAUAAUUAUUGUGGUUUUCUAUCUUUUUCUGUGAAUAUUGAAUAAGUUUAGGAGGAAGCUUUUAUCUGUAAAUGGCUUUUUGUAUAACUAUUUGGACUAAUUCCAUCAAAUAUGGAAAGCUUUUGGUUGGAAGAUCA
Molecule: messenger RNA, 1054 nt
Organism: Corylus avellana
Lineage: Eukaryota; Viridiplantae; Streptophyta; Magnoliopsida; Fagales; Betulaceae
Source: RefSeq, a predicted model, not a curated record